AUGCCUACAUCAUUCGACAUGUUUUCAGUAUCGAAGACGAAUGCCCCCACCGCCGAUGAUGAGGAGGUCGCCGCCGACCCUGACGAACCUCCAGAUCAUCGUCGCCUUGCCAAAAGACCUUCUCUCGCUUUCUCUCGAUCCAUUACUCUACCUCCUCCCACCUACGCCAAGACGAAGGCCAUCGAUGGGAGGAAGAAAGAGUCACUUCUGACCCGAGCCCUCUUAAGCAGCCCAGAGCUGUCACCCAUCGAUUCAGCUACAGCGAAGCUGCCUACGAUUCCAGACUUGGCUGGCCUGACGACUUCAUCCGCCCUCUCGAAUCGCAGUAUUGCAUCGACCGCUGAAUUAACAAGCGACAGUGAGACCACCAGCCCCUUCCGCUCGAAUACGCCCAGCCCUCCUCCCCAGUAUAACCGGUUGCCUCAUGUUGACCACCAUGGUGUUGUGCACGCAAAACCUGUCGACCAACGUGAGUUGCAGUUGGAGGCGAACCUAGGCCGCAAACGCUGUAUCACCUUUGCUUGUGGCCGCCAACUUAUCAAUGAGGAGAACAAGGCAUCCAGUGAGCCUAUUAAAGAGGCUAGUGCUGGAGCAGCCAUUAAGCGAAAGUCUGCACUCACUUUUAUCUGCCCCACCCGACCUGGUGUGAAUGAAAGCGACCGAAAAGAAGCCUCACCUGCGCUUGGGAAAGCACCGCUUAGUUUGCGAGCCAGUCGAUCCCCUGCACCUUCAACCUUACGCGGUGGUAGUCACACAUCAGCCCCCAACUCAAUGACUUCCAAACCACAAAUCUCAACUACGUCAGAUAAGGAUCAAGUGAAACAGCAAAAUGUUCUUUCUGAUGCUGUGCGUUUUCAUGAGUUUGGAAGCGAAUCAGAUGAUGAUGAUUGGGUCAAUCAAGAAACGAACUACAAGCAAAAGAUCACAAUGAAUGACUGCAUGAAGAAGGAGCUGGCUAUUAGAAAACUAGGUGAAGAGGCAGAGGAAGAAGCUAGACAAGACGAAGAGGAUGACGCUGAAAUUAAUGAUGAAGAUGACGAUGAUGAUGACCUUGAGGAUGAGGAUGACGAGGAUGAUGAUGAAGACGGUGAUGAUGGUGAUGAUAGUGAUGACGGCCGCAACAGUUCAACCAUUCAAGAAGAAUCUGAUGGCGGGAACGAAUCCGACAACGAAGCGGGUUUUGCCUCUUCCGAUGACGAGAGUGACGGAUCAGGAGAAUAUGCAUUCUGGACUCAAAAACCUACGUCUGCUGUUAAGGAUAAUGCUCCCCAAGAUUUGUGGCGAGGAUUUUCCCGCAGAGAAUCUAAUACAUCUGUUGAGACCCACCGACAUCCCGUCGAGGUCAUCCCUGCACCGAAACGCAGACCAAGCAAGGCAAGCAAGCCAGUCAAAUUUCGCCCUGGCACACCUACUCUUCCAGACAGUACAGAUUUUGUAUGUGGUACUCUGGAUGAGGAUAGGCCGAUUGAAGCUGCAUAUGUUUCGUGCUUAGAGGAGCGACGCCGCUCGAAACAUGUUCCGAUUCCACAGGAUAUCGAUCCUAGUUUCCCGACGUCCGGUCCAGAAGAUGAGGAUGACGACGAGGAGGAGACGGUGCAUUCCAAGAGCAAAAAGCACUCCAAACUGUCAAACCCAUUCAAAGGAUUUGAUGAGGAAUCCCUUCGUGGAAGGCAAAAUGCUCAUGCCCGUCGCACCACCCCGCAUCACUCCCCAAAGCGCCUUCAUUCUCCUCCGCCUCGUCGCCUAUUCGGUCGCUCUCCUCGCCACCUGAGAUCACCGCCGCCUCAUGGCAGGCUGCGAUCUCCCCCACCCACCCGUCGCACAUCUGUCACACAACGACCUCCAGCUCACCACGUGCAUUUUAACGGCCUUGCCCAACGACCAAACCGUACCCGUACCUCGUCGCUGCCUCGCACUCCAAACCCUUUCUUUGCACGCCUCGCCCAGCCUCGCCAGAUUUCCAGCACGCCUUCUACCUCGCCUGUUCAAGAUACGGCUGUUCAGGCUACACACACCCGCGGACCAAUCGACAUUGUUGCUGGCCUGGAAAAGAAACGCGAAAAGCGCAAAGAAAAAUUCUGGCGUCAGCAUUGUCGUAAGGCUGCCAAGGAACAGCUAGAGCGGAAGAAGCCUCUCUGCGGAAAAGGCGCCGAACGCAUGAGGGAACGAGGCCUCGAGGCUGCCGAACGCUUCAAGGGUUACAACGUUAUUACUGAUGGCCAACUUGUCCUAUCUGUCUGA
Molecule: messenger RNA, 2241 nt
Organism: Ophidiomyces ophidiicola
Lineage: Eukaryota; Fungi; Ascomycota; Eurotiomycetes; Onygenales; Onygenaceae
Exons: 1
Coding region: 1-2241 (746 amino acids)
Source: RefSeq, a predicted model, not a curated record